This is a messenger RNA of Prorocentrum cordatum, 276 nucleotides long. Lineage: Eukaryota; Dinophyceae; Prorocentrales; Prorocentraceae. The record is from the annotation of a GenBank genome assembly.
AUGACGCUUGCCAGGAAGAUUGUCGAGGUUGCGAAGAAGGGAAUAUCGAGUGCCAAGAGCAUCCUCGACGAUGUGAAGAAGCACACCGAAUGGAAAUGGGCAGAUUCGGCCAACGUGAAAGGCAAGCUGGAUAAGAUAGUCGACGCCAUGGAGUCCAAGCUCGGCGACGUCGAGCUGUCCAAGAUGUUGAAGAGCGGCUUCGCACCGUCUGCGAUCAAGAAGAAGCUCAGCGAUUCGCAGAUCAUCGCGCAGCCCGCGGGCCUCAAAGAGCUCGAG